CCACCAUGCAGCGCCGUAUUUAUAUUACAUCUCCCCCUUGCUCUGUUCCAACAUCUUCCUUUACGCUUCCAUCGCAAGCGAGUCGCCGACAAGCUUGGUUCUCUAUUCUCGAGGGCAAGCUGUGGCGUACAAGGUGAAACCGCAGAGGUUCUCACAGAGCACACACCACACGCUUUGAGAACCGCUAUGAGCGUAGUGGAGACGGUUCCACCCGCAGCAUUGUCCCAAGGGGAGCCAUCCUGUGGCACAGCGGACGCGACAGACGUUGAAGAGCAGCAUACACCUGAACAGUAUGCGGACUUCGUAGUCCUCACACCUGAUGAAGUUACACAGCGCCUCAAGGAGCUGGCACGGCCCGAGACCGCUGAAUUUGCCGAAAUUCACAGCGUAACGUUGCAGCCGUGCCGAAGCUACAGCUCUCAAGAUCGCCACGUCGUUCAACAGCUUCGCGUUCACGACCAGCUGUGGACCUUCACCGGAGUCUUUGACGGACAUCUGGGCGAUGCCACGGUCCAGCAUACCGCCUACCACCUCCCUAUCAUCGUCAAACAAUUCCUCGAACAAGCUCUGUCACAUUCGUCAGAGAAGACGCUCUCCCCACAGACAGUCUCCGACAUCCUCUCUCAUUCCAUCACGUCUUUUGACGAAGCCAUCGCUGGUGAUGUCUUGGAACUUUUCCCCGGAGGGAUCGACUCUCUCCCAAAGCGUACGAAUGAAGAGAUUCGGAGCGUAGUCAACGACUACUAUGACGGCGGGGAGAACUACCAGAAAGCCAGGUUGGCGAUGCAUGGCACUACGGCUCUCGUUGCUCUCGUUGAUCCCGAGCAUCUCAAUCUUUGGAUCGCAAACUUGGGCGAUUGUGAAGCUGUACUAGUGACACAUAGCGACGAUGGCCAGCGGAAGGCUGAAGCCCUCACGAGCGUUCAUAAUGGCGGUAACGAGUCAGAAGUGCAACGCGUUCAACGAGAACAUCCAGGAGAAUCUGAAGCCGUCGUCAAUGAACGGGUCCUUGGGGCGAUUGCACCUUUUCGCAGCAUCGGUGACGCUCCCUUCAAACAGCCAGCCCUUUUCACCCGGCGCGUCUUGUACAACCUUUACCCUGGCAUUCCGGACAGUUCGCCUUGGGAUACGUUCCUGGAUCGAAACAAGUCCCCGCCAUAUAUUUCGUCGCAGCCGGAUAUUCUUCACAGGCAGUUACGGCCCCAAGAUUCUGCGGGUUCUUCGAUAUCCUCAUCCGUACCAUCCACAAGGCAUCAUCUUAUUCUCGCCACCGACGGGCUAACCGAACUCUACGAAGAAUACGACCGAGAAACGAUGAUAGACGACUGGGCAUCUUGCAUCUCAUCCAAGAGGUCUUCCGCAGGGCACAAUGGUCAUGAUGGUCCCAACGGGGCGGACUCCGAUCGCAACCUCGCACUAGUAUUACUGCGAAGAGCGUUGGGCGGAGAGCCGAUGGACGUGACGAAAGUGUCUCAGAUGUUGACGCUAGACAUGGAACGACCCUGGAUGGACGAUACGACAAUCAUCGUUCAAGCCCUAUGA
This is a messenger RNA of Stereum hirsutum FP-91666 SS1, 1542 nucleotides long. RefSeq names its product protein serine/threonine phosphatase 2C. Bases 187 to 1542 code for a protein of 451 amino acids. The record is from RefSeq and is a predicted model, not a curated record. Gene Ontology annotation, biological process: protein dephosphorylation. Gene Ontology annotation, molecular function: protein serine/threonine phosphatase activity. NCBI's taxonomy places the organism in Eukaryota, Fungi, Basidiomycota, Agaricomycetes, Russulales, Stereaceae. The transcript is spliced from 6 exons.